AUGAUUAUAAGUGAAGAAAAGGAAAGCCGAGACUCUGCUGUCGUGCAAUUAAUCGAUUUUAAUUUAAAUAGAAACGAAAAUUCACUAGUUCCUGAUCUUUUCCAGAAAUUAAACAACACAAUGAAGAAUUCUCCCUCCGUUAAGAAUCAUUUGAAAUUUUCACAAAACUUUGAAAAAAUUGGUGUAGUGCUACUGAUGGAUGAUGGUAUUGAUUUGGUCAUAUCGGAACAGUACGAUUGUUUAAUUAUUAAUGAUGGAAAUUAUUUGAAAAUUUAUAACCUACCACAAGAAGGUGAUGGAAUUAAUUUAUCAGUUGAUAGAUUUAAGUGUUUGCUCUCUGUUCAAUAUGAGUAUUCUUUUGCAUGUAUGAAAUUGGUGAAUGAAAGAGGGGAGGAUUUUAUUUAUGCAACUGCUAGAGGAGAUUGUGUAGUAAUUAAGAUUAGAGUUUCAGAUUUGAUGAAGGGAGAACCAACAUUAAUUUGGCAAUCGAUAUUUGCUGUUGAAAUUGAGAAAUUGGAUGUUUUCAAAAAUAAGGUCUACAUUACUAGUGGUUCAGAAAUUAUUAUUUUGGAUUCAAGCAAUGGUCAACCACCUAUUCUUGAGGUAAAUAUGCCAGCAAUUGUUGAUGGCUAUUAUCUGAAAAUAUUGUCAGAAAAUCAAAUAUUAGUAGGUGAUAAUGAAAAAUUGAAACUAUAUGGGAGGAAUAAUGGAGAAUGGAUCUUGAUUAGUGAUUUUUUAAUUGGUGGCAUUACAUAUAUUUACCAUGAAGAAGUUUCUAAUUUGUUAUACAUUUCUAUUAAUCAAAAUAAGGGUAAUAUUUCAGUGAUUGAAAUGAAGAAUGGAAAUUUUGAAUUGGUAAAAACUUUUGGUGAAUUUGUGUAUAAUACUGGAAUGAAAAUAGAUAGAAGAAGUGGAUAUCUGUAUGUUUGUAAUACCUGUUCCUUUGAAGUGCUUAUAUAUAAAUAA
Molecule: messenger RNA, 966 nt
Organism: Naegleria gruberi
Lineage: Eukaryota; Heterolobosea; Eutetramitea; Acrasida; Naegleriidae
Exons: 1
Coding region: 1-966 (321 amino acids)
Source: RefSeq, a predicted model, not a curated record